Molecule: messenger RNA, 3511 nt
Organism: Suillus paluster
Lineage: Eukaryota; Fungi; Basidiomycota; Agaricomycetes; Boletales; Suillaceae
Exons: 6
Coding region: 1-3474 (1157 amino acids)
Biological process (GO): regulation of transcription by RNA polymerase II
Cellular component (GO): nucleus
Molecular function (GO): DNA-binding transcription factor activity, RNA polymerase II-specific
Source: RefSeq, a predicted model, not a curated record
AUGGCGCACCCUGUUCAAUGGAAAGGAGAAGUGUUAUUCUACGCUAUCGGCAAUACAUCUGCAGUUUGCCUCACACAGGAUCUUUGUCCAACCAAAAAAGCAGACAUGCUGCUUCUUGGGUGCGGCGACCCGAGGCAUGUUCUUUACACUGUAUAUACAAACAGCGCUUGCUCGCAAGGUAAAAGUACAUUCCUCAGAGGAGGUGCAGUGAUCAGCACUACGCAGAAAUUGCCUCAAAUUUGGAACAUUUUUUUCCACCUUUUCCUCGACAAAGCCUCCCUCGACCUGCUCACAUCGCAGUGCACGAAGUUAGUCGGGCUAUCUAGUGAUCUUGAUAGCUGGAACAACGGUCCUUAUGGUCAUUUCCUCCAUAUCUGCACUGGAGAUACUCUCGCCGAGUUGCGGCGCCUUUGGCAGCUCUACAUCAAGACGAUGUCUUUCUCUCCCAGCCAGGCAAAAGAAUUUGAAUCUGUGUUUGCUGUUGCUAUCAAAGCUAAUAGAGCGCGGUUCCGGGACUUACCCACAUCAAGUCGGGCAGCUGGGCCAUUGUCUAUGUAUGCGCUCAACAUAGCAGCUGAUCACUACAACAUUUUCUGGAAGACAGGCAUAUGCUCAGCCGUCCCUGAGAGACCCUUGGAGGUGGUACAUCCAAAUCCAACCUUAGCAUACUCCAUGGCUGGUGACAAAUUUGCGGUCCACUAUGGAACGGACCCUCUCGCUUGCUUUCAUUUGGCAGAAGCCCUUGCGCCAGCUGUUACGGAAUGUACUCUGAAAGAUGUAGUUGAUGUCUGCAAGACGCAGUUUUCCAAAUGGUGCACUUCGGUUUCCAAAGUCUUGUGUAGUCAAUGUCCAUCUUCUCCGAGCCCGCUCAUCAUACGUUGCUUUGUGGGUGACGCCCUCAGCUUGUGUCAAGCCCUUGGGUACUACCACACCACAAAAUUGACAUCCACCCCGUUCUUUGUUGCGCCCUGGAAGCACACGUGCAUCACACUUGAUUCUGAUGCUUACGGGACUCGUACGCAGUCUCCCGCGCCGACCACAUUCAAUGUUAUUGAUACUUCCAACCUUCUUGAUCAUGUCGGCGUGUUGAACAUCCUCGCUAUCACUUCUCCCAUUCUUCAUCGGACUCCAUCCGCCACGUUGUACACGGAAGGUCUCACUGUGGGCAGCUCAGAAGACACGUUUCCGCAACAACUCUGUGGGGAUAUUGUGGCUCUCGGUCUGCUCCUGGGCCUGAUUCCUGUGUCCUUCGUAUCGCAGUUCACAAACCGGUCGAACAUGCAUGAACUCAUCAUGCGGGGAACGCAUCAACAUACAUAUCAGAAUCACGAGCGCCUCACCUGGAAGGUGAUCGGCGGGGCUGAGAAACUUGUGACUGAUCUUGGCCACUCCAUCAACAUCGCUCCAGAGCAGCUUGCGGGCGUCCUCUUCAAUAUUUACCUCAGCAUGUUUUCUCAUGAGAACAUAUUACAAAAGGUAGCCAUGCUCAAGCAGCAGUCGUCCUCGCCAAUCCGACUCUCUGGGGUCAGACAUUACCAUCGUCGUUCGUUCGCGGAGAUUCUAGGUGUCGUCAAGAGGAGGGUGGUCACAGAGUGGGACCCAACAAUGAACAUGCUUCUUCGCAAGAUCCAGGAUGACAAAACCCUUGUGAUCGGGAUGAACUUUUACCAAGAUCUAUGCUGCCAGCUGCACCUUUGCGGUGUUUUUACUGUGGAUUGGAUGUCUCUGCAACAGGCGCAGGGGAUGCAUCGCCUCGAAAAGCCUGUUGUCUUUUGCGAUUGGAAGACCCUCCCGCAAACUGUCUGUGUCGUCCUCGUUGUUCCGCGGGAUUGUCUUCAGCCGCUCUUACCUGAUCUUGACAGAGCUGGAACACCUGUGUUGCAGUGCUUCCUGGGAGGAGAAGCAACCUCAAAUAUGUUCUCUUGCAUCAACACGGUUUUCGGUACCGUUAAGAUCAGCGGCGAGGGCGAUGGCAAAACUGCAGCCAUUGAAGAGGACGCCACUGGACGUUAUGGAACUUCCCCUCUCGUGGUGUGGCUCUCGCUGCCGUCCGUUGUGCUGAUGAACGAGCCUCGUUUAAGGGUUGUACUAUCUCUUCUCUGCACCCCACUGUCCUUAUUCCAAGCGAACUUGGGAGACGAGCAAUUCGUGCACGUUCUCCGACAACGUCCUGAUGCUGGCCCAGAGAGUACUGAGGGAAAGAUUAUGCAGAUCGGUGAUGUGAAUCAUUCCAUGAAGACGUCUGGCGCAUGCACAUUCGUCACGUUAGAUGGAGAAUGUCGGAAACCUCUGUCGUUCACCACUCGCGUAGAUAUCGUCGAACCGGAGAUGAAAGUUUCACUCAUGGGCGGCGCUACUCCCAUUGUGAAUCAAAUUUCUAUGCAUUCGAUCGCCGUCGCCCUUGGAGACCAUUCUUUGGAAUUCUCUUACUUGCUUCCUAUCGAUGCCAAGAAAGUCAAGCUCCGCAUCGCACGAAAAUCGUUAUACAUCGAAGUUAUAUUACCCCUGAAACUCGCCCUUGGAGGAACCGACCUGAUGGACAUGUUCCCCGUUAUUCCGCAGGGAGGCGAUCUUGCUCUCUGGAACAUGCACCGUGUCAACCUCGAUCAAUGUGUGCCUUUCAGCAUCGCCAACGAGAAGGCUCUUGGUUGGGUCAAUCCUCACAUCUCCCUCAUGAUGUCUGAGCGUGAAAGAAGCGCCCCCCAUGGAUUGACAACAGGGUCCACACUACUGGAUAUCAAGCGUACUCUUCAUUUCAUCUUUGGGCGCGCAAGCGGGCUCUCGAAUGGCAAGCCUCCUAUAGGCUAUGCCAUGCAGGCGAUAGAAGAGAGCGAGGCUUUUGUCAUGUUCUACAUCACGGACUUCCGCUUGGAUGUUGGCUCGCACACCAUCGUCGCUGAUGCUUGGGUGAUGCCGUCUUCUCCCACGAUCGAGAAGAUCGAGGCUUUCAUGCAUCUGACGCCUGAUAAUAUACAGGUGAUUGAGAUGGGUGUUGAGGAGAGGAAGGCAUGGACGCACCUCAUCGUGGCUGCGACAGAGCGCUGCCGUACUUGGGAGCACAAACCCAACUGCGAGUAUCGUGUCCAAGGUGCCAUCCCUCUAACGUUGGAGCCAGACGAGAGUCCUAUCUGUUCUUGCGGCGCUGGGGUGGGGACAGAGGCAUUUGUGAAGAAAUACCCGGGGCUUCGAUCGCUUGCGCCCUUUUUGACGAGGGCAGCGAUUAGUCCUCUAUUCGUGCCUUCGUACUUGGAAAAGGGCAUUGAUCUGGAUGAUGGCGAUGCUGAUAUGCAGACUACACCGACGCCUGUGCCUGCACUAGCGCUGCGUGAUGGUUGCGCUGCUUGUGGAAAGGAAGGAGGUACUUCUGGGUCGUUGCUGCUCUGCAGCCGGUGCAAGGUUGUGCGGUAUUGUUCACAGGGUUGUCAGCGAAAGGACUGGAAAGAGCACAAAAAAGGCUGUGUAGUACCUUCCUGAGGAGCUCGUGACAUAGUAGUGGGCCAGCUAAUCGGAG